AUGUCCAUUCGACCAAGUGAUGAUCUUCAAGCUGACAUUGCAGAGCUUGAAUCGCUUAUUGCCAUGACAACGCGACCCACUAUACUCCAAACGCUCGAAAAACUACGCAACAGCUUGCACGAACAACAGCAACAAAACAUGUCAUCCUCUAUCCGCAACACAAUUCAACGCAGCAAAGCAAAGGCACAUACGGUGUAUAUAACUACUGGCUACGGAUGGUGUCAAACAAAGGAUACGGUUAUUAUCUAUUUGACAGUAAAGAACGCUUCCAAACUAUCACCUGGUCAAUAUACGAUGGAUGUGCAACGACGAUCAAUUCAACUUGAUAUUAUGGACCAUGAAGGUGCCAAUUAUAACUUUCGCAUUUCCCAAUUGAAUGGCCAAGUCAUCCCUGAGAAAUCAAAGAUCAAACUGAAGGACUCCAAGUUGAUUAUCUACCUCUACAAAGAGAACCAUGGGCGAGAAUGGAAUGACAUACGCCUCAAGACCACAAGGGAUGUAUACGAUGAGCUCCAAAGAGCUGAAGGAAAAGGUGCAACACCACCACCUACCCCAACGACGAGUAUGGACCUGUAUUGCAUGGGUUAG
Messenger RNA from Lichtheimia ornata, 588 nucleotides. RefSeq lists its product as uncharacterized. The transcript is spliced from 6 exons. The record is from RefSeq and is a predicted model, not a curated record. Lineage: Eukaryota; Fungi; Mucoromycota; Mucoromycetes; Mucorales; Lichtheimiaceae. Bases 1 to 588 code for a protein of 195 amino acids.